Messenger RNA from Trypanosoma cruzi, 447 nucleotides. Its product is annotated as ubiquitin-conjugating enzyme E2, putative. Gene Ontology annotation, cellular component: nucleus. Lineage: Eukaryota; Euglenozoa; Kinetoplastea; Trypanosomatida; Trypanosomatidae. Gene Ontology annotation, biological process: protein polyubiquitination. Gene Ontology annotation, molecular function: ubiquitin conjugating enzyme activity. The record is from RefSeq and is a predicted model, not a curated record. Bases 1 to 447 code for a protein of 148 amino acids. The transcript has a single exon.
AUGGCGCUUCGUCGCAUUCAAAAAGAAUUGAAGGAUCUUGAGCGCGAUCCACCGGCGAACACCAGCGGUGGCCCCAUCAGCGAAAGUGAUUUGUUUAACUGGAAGGCGACUAUUAUAGGGCCGGAGGAUUCACCAUAUGCCGGUGGGCUUUUCUUUCUUAACAUUCACUUCCCUUCCGAUUACCCUUUCAAGCCACCUAAACUGCAGUUUACAACGCGGAUUUACCACCCGAACAUCAACAACAACGGCGGUAUAUGUCUUGAUAUCUUGAAGGAUCAAUGGUCGCCUGCCCUCACCAUUUCAAAGGUGUUACUCUCCGUUUGUUCAUUACUAACAGACCCGAACCCAGAUGAUCCACUUGUCCCCGAUAUUGCCCGACAGUACAAGUCGGACCGCAACGCAUUUAACAAAACAGCGAUGGAGUGGACAAGACAAUACGCCAUGUAG